CGUUCUUGAAACGUCACGACAGUGAUCAUGACCGGUACAUGCGCAGAACAGAUGACAGAAUAUUAGGAUAACCUUUUGACGGCGCUAUAUAAUCAUACUGAUAAGAAGAGGAAAAUUACUUUUGAUUCCAACGAAUCGUAGAGCAAUUAUGAGAGUUCUACUUUGCCUUACAGUUAUUGUGGCCAUGGUGGCGGCGGAUAAUUUCGAACUGGACCUAAACCAGGAUACGGUCGUCUUGAAACAGGGGACCACUUGUUACUUCUGGAGGUUAAACAAGCAUGAGCUUGAAUCUGUUCAAAGCCCUACAGGGAUUUACGAAAUAGAGGCAAAAUACCACCACCUACUCAGUGCUCAUACUCAUUUUGGAGAUUUGGCUGAUAUGAGUAUUUAUUCAACAGCGGUCCAAAGCAUGUGCGCAGGCACCACACUUAAAACAUACAGUCAUCACUAGAUAAGGAAAUGAAAUAAAUCUUGAAUGGUA
Molecule: messenger RNA, 481 nt
Organism: Ostrea edulis (European flat oyster)
Lineage: Eukaryota; Metazoa; Mollusca; Bivalvia; Ostreida; Ostreidae
Exons: 4
Coding region: 149-451 (100 amino acids)
Source: RefSeq, a predicted model, not a curated record